CUUGUAGUUGAAUACUUAGGUAGUUAAGUAGUAGUAGUUAGUCUUGAUAACCCGCUAUGAUUUAAGAGGGAGUUAUUCUUGAAUGAAGUUCCGCCAAGACUAACAUAGGUUAGGUACAUACAUCACAGGUCCAAUAAAAGGCAAAGUCAACAAAUAAACCAAACCAAUAGGUGACCAUACCCGAAGAUGAUCAACCGAGUAAGCACUUAUAAUAACAAGCCUCUUAUUACCAAAGGGGUUGUAAAUAAGUUCUAUCUGCUUUAAGCAACUCUUACGGCAAACCCCGCAACCAACAUCUCAUUUCUCACCAACCAGGUAAUUCCAAUAUGCCUUCGGUAACGCAGCCCAUCCCGUACAUCCACCUCCUCUGCAUGCAUGAAUCGGCCUCGGACGCAUUCGUACGCGCGGCGGCAGAGCAGGGCCUCGAGCCGCCCUUACUCAACUUCACCAUCCACAACACGUACCUCGCGGACCUGGCGCCCUCGGUGACCUUCGACCUGGUGGUGUCGCCCGCGAACUCGUACGGGAUCCUGGACGGCGGGUUCGACGACGCCAUCUCGCGCGCCUUCAGCCCGCGGGGGGACUAUGACGCCCUCACGCGCGUCGCCCAGCGCGAGCUGUACCGCCUGCACGGCGGUUACCUGCCCCCCGGCUCGUGCUGCCUCGUCCGCAUCCCCGAGCCGUUCCGCGGGACCUUGCGGUACCACGACGGCCGCGGCUGGGGCUGCAGAUUCCUCGCGCUGUGCCCGACCAUGCGCGUGCCCGCGCCGUGCGAUUGGGACCGGGACGUCGUGUACGAGUGCGUGUGGAGCCUGCUGAAUGCGAUCGAGCGGCAUAACAGGGGAGUCGAAGCGGAAGCAGAAGAAGAAGAAGAAGAAGGGGGAGAAGGAGCUAGUAGUGGCUCUGGUUCGACGAAGAUAGGAUCUAUCCUGAUGACGCCGUUGGGCACGGGGACCGGGAAGAUUUCCGACGACAAGUGGGCGAAGCAGGCGGUCCUGGCUAUUAAACAUUUUAUCGAUGCCAAGCAGCAUCCCGAGACGUGGUCGGCUAUGAGUUGGAAGGAGACGGGUAAGAUCGAUAUAGAGUUGAUGAAGACGCAGAGCCCGAGUGAAUUGGCAAGGUACUUUCAACGCUAGGUUAAGUCGUUAUGCAGCUUUUACAUAUCAAGUAAAAUAUAUCCGGCAAAUAUAAAGAAUUCACUUAUUA
Messenger RNA from Daldinia caldariorum, 1206 nucleotides. Its product is annotated as macro domain-like protein. The record is from RefSeq and is a predicted model, not a curated record. Lineage: Eukaryota; Fungi; Ascomycota; Sordariomycetes; Xylariales; Hypoxylaceae. The transcript has a single exon. The coding region runs from base 327 to 1136 and encodes 269 amino acids.